Messenger RNA from Mesorhabditis spiculigera, 597 nucleotides. Lineage: Eukaryota; Metazoa; Nematoda; Chromadorea; Rhabditida; Rhabditidae. The record is from the annotation of a GenBank genome assembly.
AUGCCAAGAAAAGUAAACUUUGUGAUGAUUGAUGCCCGUGUACCGGACGUGGAUGAAAUGGCGGCAGAGGAUGAGAAGAUUUGGUUGCACGAUACGAAGAUCCUGAUUGUGGAUCGUCAGCGGGACAACUGCUAUAGAGCGUCUAGCUUUCAAAAUAUGGUUCGCAUCAACAAUGAAGAGGACAGGGCAUACAAUGUGCCAUUCUGCAGUUUUAUCGAGCUACUACCGCAAAUCCGCUCGAUCGAAACGCUUGAGAUGAACGUAUCGACAGAUUAUGAGCUGUUGGAAGGAUUCGCGAGCAACCUGGGAAUUGACAUCAGAGCAAUGCAAAGUGACGACCUAUUUGAGGCGACAGACAGCGGCGAAUUAUUGCGAAAAGUCUUUGCCAAUUACGCCAAUGGUGUCGAUCAGCUGGUUGUUGAAGUCAGUGAUUUCCUAUUCUUGGUGUCUACAAACAUUUACUGGCGAACCACCUGCCAAAAACGCUCGACUGUGCUUCUAUGUGGGAAACGUGGUGCGGACCAUCAAUCCCAGCACGUCGCCAAGAACUUUAUUUUUGUCACCACGCAUGGUGUUUGUCGACAAUUGCGAGCAUGG